Harmonia axyridis is the source of this 863-nucleotide messenger RNA. Its product is annotated as peptidyl-prolyl cis-trans isomerase B-like. Gene Ontology annotation, molecular function: peptidyl-prolyl cis-trans isomerase activity. Gene Ontology annotation, cellular component: intracellular membrane-bounded organelle. The transcript has 3 exons. NCBI's taxonomy places the organism in Eukaryota, Metazoa, Arthropoda, Insecta, Coleoptera, Coccinellidae. Gene Ontology annotation, biological process: protein peptidyl-prolyl isomerization; protein folding. The record is from RefSeq and is a predicted model, not a curated record. Bases 162 to 797 code for a protein of 211 amino acids.
AAUUUAUUAAAGUGGGUGGUGGGCACAUCAAAACGUUGGAAGGAGAAUCGAUUAGCAGACGUGUCGUUUGGAGAGUGGAGUGACUGCGCUGUCUUUCUUAUAGUCGUCGGUUGGUAGUCUACGUUUGUCAGAGGUUGUUGUAGUUUUUAAAUUUCUACCCAAUGGCUAAUUUUAAAUUAUUAGUCUUGGCGUUGUGCGCCCUUUGUUGUUUCGUAUCUGCCGAAACCGAGGAAGAAAAAGCUAAGAAAGGACCAAAAGUAACUGAUAAGGUUUGGUUUGAUAUCAAACGAGGGGAUGAAAACCUUGGAAGAAUUGUUAUUGGACUUUUCGGUAAAACAGUUCCUAAAACUGCAAGAAAUUUCAAAGAAUUAGCCUUGAAAGAGCAAGGAGAAGGAUACAAAGGAAGCAAAUUCCACAGAGUCAUCAAAGAUUUCAUGAUACAAGGAGGAGAUUUCACUAAAGGGGAUGGAACUGGAGGCCGCAGUAUUUAUGGUGAACGUUUCGAAGAUGAAAAUUUCAAACUCAAGCAUUACGGAUCUGGAUGGUUAUCCAUGGCCAAUGCAGGAAAGGACACUAAUGGAUCUCAAUUCUUUAUCACUACUAAGAAGACCACUUGGCUGAAUGAUAGACAUGUUGUUUUCGGUAAAAUUCUUAGUGGAAUGGAUGUUGUCAGAAAGAUAGAAAGUACAGAAACUGACAGCAGAGAUAAACCUAUCAAAGAUAUAGUCAUUGCUGAUUGUGGAGCUGAAGAAGUUGCUCAACCCUUUGGAGUGUCCAGAGAGAGUGCUACUGAAUAAAUAAAUUAAAAUUCUAAUCUAAUAUUAAUUUUUUGCCAUUUUUGAAUAAAUGAAUUUUUAUACUUA